Closterium sp. NIES-67 is the source of this 665-nucleotide messenger RNA. The record is from the annotation of a GenBank genome assembly. Lineage: Eukaryota; Viridiplantae; Streptophyta; Zygnematophyceae; Desmidiales; Closteriaceae.
CAGCAAGACACUAGCAACUAAUCUGGUAUCCAGGUUAGCUCUUAGUAACUAAUCUGUAUCCAGGUUUGAUCUUCAAUUUUAUCAACCAUGGCCGCCACCAUGACCAGCUGCGUGCUUACCUCCGCCGCUUCCCUCGCCGGUUGCCAAAUUGCGGCUCCCCGCCAACAGCAGGUGGUCAGGCGGUCCCUUGCUGCUGUCCGCUGCGAGGCAACAGCGUCGGAUGACAAGCACGUCAUCUCCCGGCGAUCAGCCGCUGCUUUCGGCCUAGCUGCUCUCCUCGCUGCCGUCCCCGCUUCCUCCGCCUCCGCUAAAGACAUCCCCCUCUUCGGCAUUAGGAGGAAGGCUGCUGAGGAGCCCGCUGCGCCUGAAGCUGCUGCUCCCGCUCCCGCGGUUGCUUCAUCGCCUGCUGCUCCGGUCUCCGCUCCUGCUAUCGGUGUUCCGGUCACGUCCGAGAGCGACAUUCCCGCUGAGACUCAGGCUGUUGCCGUUGCUGCCGUGGAGGUCGUUGCUGUGCUUACCGCUGGCGCUAUCGUCAAGUCGGUGACAUCUUAAAGUAACUUAUGUACCUAAGGAAAAACCGUGUAUCUACAAUUUUCUUUAAUAACGCUUCCCGUUUCCACUGACGUUUUUCGUCUGGGUUUUGAAAAUAUUGUCCCGCAAAUCUA